Etheostoma spectabile (orangethroat darter) is the source of this 1958-nucleotide messenger RNA. RefSeq names its product ras-related and estrogen-regulated growth inhibitor. The coding region runs from base 181 to 777 and encodes 198 amino acids. NCBI's taxonomy places the organism in Eukaryota, Metazoa, Chordata, Actinopteri, Perciformes, Percidae. Gene Ontology annotation, molecular function: GTPase activity; GTP binding. The record is from RefSeq and is a predicted model, not a curated record. The transcript has 8 exons.
CACACACACACACAGAAAAAGAGAGAAGACAGUCCCAUCUCUUCAUUCCCUGUCUGCUCAGUGUCUGAGACAGAACAGUGAGUCCAUUAUUUUACUCCUCUCCAUAUCUGGAAUUUAUUCCUACUUAAAGGGUUUUCAUGCAGGGACAGACAGCAGGCUGCUGUUAGACCUAACAGGAAAAUGGUACCAGUUAAACUCCUCAUUCUGGGAGCUCAGAACACUGGAAAAACAGCCCUGUGUGUACGUUUCAUAACCAAGCGCUUCAUUGGUGAAUACGACCAUAAAAAGGAGGUGACCUACAGAUGCAGUCGGGUGGUGGACCAGGAAGCUGUUGAUUUGGAGAUUUUGGAUAUAGCUUGUAAGGAGAGCUCUGCGGCUUCUCUGGAGUCGUCCAUCCGCUGGGCCGACGGCUUCCUGCUGCUCUACUCCAUCACACAGCGCCUCAGCUUCCUGGAGGUCCCGCGACUCAAGGAGCUUAUCGACCAAACCAAACAGAGUCUAGUUGUUCCUACAGUGCUGGUAGCCAAUAAGGAUGACUUGGAAAUCGGCAGGGAGGUGACUACAGAGGAAGGACAGAGACUGGCCAAGGAUUUAAGGUGCAGUUUUAGGGAGCUGUCAGUGGCAGAAGCGGUUUUAGGUGUGGAAGCAGCUGUGUUUCAGCUCAUCAGGCUGGUGUUGGAUCAGCAGCGGCCUCUGCCGGACCGCCGCUCCUACAUGCUGACCGUUCGCCACGCUCUGACCAGGAAACUGACCCGGUCCAAGACCAUGCAGUGGUGACUGCAGACCCGUAGUCUGUUGAAUCCCUCAGCAUGUAUGGAGUAAGCAUUUUAAACUUCCAGUCUGACAGUGUUCAAGGCAUCUACUUUGGAGUUUUUAUGCAACACUGAUGAUAUGGCUGUUUUCUAGCAGUAGCCUGCAGCAUCAGGUUGUCUGGAUUCAUGGUUUGUCGAAGGAUUUUACCAAAGUGCAGGCUACUACACUACACAAACAUGACCAAACAUGAAUGUUUUGCCACUCAAAGCAAAUCACACCAAAGAAAAAGAUAAAUUGAGUGUGAGUUUUCCUAUUGUAGAGAGUUUUGGCUAAAUAUUUGGUGAUAUUAGUGCACAAUCCCAGCACAGCCUGAGGUCAACUGAAAAGGAUGAUCCGCAUGAAUACAAUAUUAGAAGGCAAAAUAUGUGUCAUAAUGUAGAGAGAGUUUGGAUGAGCUUCAAUAGAGGAUAAAACUUGCUUAUUUUCUGGGAAAAGCAAAUAUAAAGUGGCCCAAAAUACACGUUCGAGGCCAGAUGUUGUCUCUUUUUCGGUUAGAUUUUAGAUAAACACCAAGUUAUUUUAAAAGACAAUAAUAUCUGUGCAGAAAUACGUGAUUUCAACAUUCACAGCAACGUGCACAGCAGUUUAUCAGUUUGAAUGUUAAGCCAUUUACACGAGUGUGUCUAUAUAACUGAGAAACGGCUAGCUGCUAUUUACAUGACAGAAAAUGACUUUUUGGUUUUUAUCAGAAAGCAUCCACAUGAGUUUGCAUCGUAGUUUGUUAUGUGUUCCACUCUCCAGUAGAGGGUGGUACAGUCAUCUCAUCUUGUGCAGACUCACUACCGUCAAACAAUAAGGAAAUAGAAUACAGUUUGGUAUGGCAUGAAAGUAACUAAGAGAUCCAAAAUCUUGUGGAAAGCUAUCCCAUAGAGUAGAGGCGAUUAUACCAGCAGAUUAUAGCCCAUUGUUUUGGAAUAAAAUGAUUAAUAAUCCCAUAUGGGUGUAAUUUGUGGGUGUCCAAAUAGUUUAAGCAAGGCCAUCAACUUCACAGAUCAUUUUUUUAAAAUGUGUACAAGAAUCUAACCAGUCGAUGAACCAGUCAGUGAAGUUCAUCACUCGGUGAGUAAAAGGGUUAAACUUGCCCCUGGUUGUAGGAGUGUGUAGAUGACAUAACAGUGUGUAAAGAAUGAAACUGGCUUUGAUUA